AUGAGACUUGCAAUUGGAGUUGAGGGAUUUCGCGAUGCGCUUCAGGCAUUUACUCCCUACCAAGGUACCUGGCUUGGGUACAUGUGCCUAGACGUCAUAGCAGCCAGCCCGCCUCCUUUAAGAAAUAAGCGCGCAAGGUUGCACAUCAAACACUGCAGUGCCGUGCAGGUGCCGCGUUGCGCCGCAGGAGAAAAAAAAGGGAAAAGUGAUGGAUGUCCCAAGGCUGGUAUCCAGGGUCUUGUAGCAGUCGUUACGGGGUACAAGCAGCCGAAUACAGAGAUCGAGCAGAGGCAGAUCAAGGUUGGGUACAUGUAG
Molecule: messenger RNA, 315 nt
Organism: Trichoderma harzianum CBS 226.95
Lineage: Eukaryota; Fungi; Ascomycota; Sordariomycetes; Hypocreales; Hypocreaceae
Exons: 1
Coding region: 1-315 (104 amino acids)
Source: RefSeq, a predicted model, not a curated record